Trypanosoma rangeli is the source of this 1863-nucleotide messenger RNA. RefSeq lists its product as uncharacterized. The record is from RefSeq and is a predicted model, not a curated record. NCBI's taxonomy places the organism in Eukaryota, Euglenozoa, Kinetoplastea, Trypanosomatida, Trypanosomatidae. The transcript has a single exon. The coding region runs from base 1 to 1863 and encodes 620 amino acids.
AUGUACGGUGUAAACUUGCUCUUUCUAUUGCUUAUGGAGGGGCUCAUCCUUGCUGUGUCGUACGUGAUGCUCUUCGUUCCACUGCUGUAUUUUGACAACCGUCAGCAAUGCGCCGUGUACGGCUCCGUCAUGACUGUCGUCUUGACGCUGUGGUCAUGUACGCUUCAUUUCUUCCGCAUUAUUCGUCCAGUUGAGCACCUCAGUCGCUCCAUUCGGCAGGCUGAAAAUGUCUUGAAGGGAUUCUCGCAGACGCCCGCCUCGCUGCCGCUGGAAGGCACGGCUUCAACUGUUUCUAACCCAAGGGGUGCAACAGGUUUGUGCGACGACCUUAUGGAGGAGCGACGUCGGGUGGAGGACACACUGCACAGUCUUCACUUCGGCCCACAGCCCUCAGUUCAUUUUCUGCAGGACCACCGUUGUGCCGUGGCGAACCUUUUGACGGCCUUCCUUCAAUGGCAGCAGGGUCUGAUAGACUUUUUGCAAAUGAAACUGAAAGAAGAGGAAAAGGCUCGCUCCUGCAACGAUUUCCAGAGAAGUGUGUUGUGCCAUGACAGUCCAGCUAACUUCGGUGCCGCCCGUGACAGCGGUGGGGAACGAAGGGGCUCGUUGCAGUUUCUUACUCAUCCGCAGCCGACUGAAACCGUAUUCAAUCUUGGUCCGCAGGAGACAAGUGCGCCACAGGGGCUGGAGGUGUCUUUGAAAAGUGCACCACUGGAACUCCAGUUGCCCAUGUCAUUGGCUUCCGUGCAGGCGACGCACGCAGGGGUAAUAAUGCCCUCUGCUGCUCGCAAGCCCAACGCGAGAAGUCCAGUGGUGUCAAAUCAUGUGGAUCCCGCAGCCUGUCUUGACGCGAAACCCAACGAGGAGUCCGUGGGCCGGGUUGGCACGCCACUGCUGCAGGCACAGGAAAGCAAGACCACUCAAACAGAAACUAUUGCCUCCAGGAACAAUUCCGCGGACACUGGCGUCACAACGCUAGAGCAAGAUAUUAUGGCAUGUCAACAAUCAACAGAUGAUACGUCGGUGGUUGAUGCUGUGAAUAACAAUUUGCUGUCCCUCACCUCUCCCGCUGGGGAAUUGAGCAUUGCAGCGGCUAGAGAUAGUGCCCGAGAAACCUUGGAGAAUAACGGUCCUUUUUUUCCAAGUCUCCGGCGAGGUGAACGAUUUGCCACAGACAACAAUAAUGUUUUUUUCUACUUGAUAGUCAAGCGUCAGCAGGACCCGGAGACAAUAAUUGGGUUUGAGGCGCGUUUUAGUUUCAAUAGCGAUAGACGCUCUCGUGAAGAAAACUUCACAAAGCUUCCCAGUGGGCGCGACACUUUGCAGUUUGCUGAAGCAAUGCCGUUUGAGGGGUUUGCUCUUAAUGCGAAGUCCAGACGUGUUUGUCUGAGCGAUGCGCAGAAGAUGCUUGCUGGGUUUCUUACGUGUGAAGUGGAGGCAGACGGUGAUGUGGGGACAACGAAUGGGACGUUGGAAACACGUCUAAAACGUUCUGCGCUAGUAGGUGAGGAUACCACUUUUCACGGUAGCAAUAGAGAACGUGCCUUUAUUCUCUCAUGGGCCGCUCUUCCAGAGUUACCUAUACGACUGACGACAUUACCAGUAAAUUUGUCACCCAGCGAGUCUUGUACGCUCCCCAUACUGGAAUGCCUAAUCAGUGAUGUACUUUGCAUUUUAACGUCAGCUGUUCUGUUUGUGGAGUUGGUUCGCGGUGACACUUGGGUGGAGCGUGCCGUGUCAGUGGAGCUCCAUGGCGUCUCUAUAGAGGACACCUCGGACGAGGAUUACGUUGAGGCGGCGGCCGUGGAGUCCGGCGCGCAGCUGUGCUUUGGAAUGUCAGUCACUGAGGUCAUCAAGCUAUGA